This is a messenger RNA of Eurytemora carolleeae, 1501 nucleotides long. RefSeq lists its product as uncharacterized. NCBI's taxonomy places the organism in Eukaryota, Metazoa, Arthropoda, Copepoda, Calanoida, Temoridae. The transcript is spliced from 5 exons. The record is from RefSeq and is a predicted model, not a curated record. The coding region runs from base 24 to 767 and encodes 247 amino acids.
CAACAAGCUGAACACCCUGCUAGAUGGUAUUGGGGGCUUAUACAGGUAAUAUUAUUCAACAAGCUGAACACCCUGCUAGAUGGUAUUGGGGGCUUAUACAGGUUUACAGUCUCUUUUUCUCAGUCAUCUCUCUGAUUCAAACCAUCGUUUAUUUUAACGAAUGUGAGAAAAAAUCAAGUUCUAUUUGGAGACUAGUUGUUGCUGUGCCUUUUUAUACCUCCGCCAUUCUUUACCGAGCUCUCGCCCUCUCCCUCCUCCUCAUCUUCUACCAGCAGUACACCAUCAUCCCAAUCCUCAUCAUCCUCAUUCUAAACAUCCUCUCCUUCAAGAUCCUCGGCCUCGACCUUCCUCGCAGCCUCGUCUACGGAGUUUCCAGCCUCCUGGCUCCAGCAGGAUUUAAUAGGUGUCGGAAUCCCAAGUUCCAACCUCUAGGCUAUGUAAGCGACGAGGUUAGAUAUAGUGAACGGAGUCCGGAGCAGGUGGAGAUCCUCCGAGAACGAAGUAAACGCUAUCUUGCUCUUCAUCUUAUAUUCGGAGCUUUCGUCCUAGGAGUAUCACUGGCCCUAUUGUGGAUAAUGUUGAAUUUCUCCCAGAUCUACUCUCCCCUGAUCCACCUGACCAUCCUACCCAGGGUCUUCAUUAACGAUUACAUCUUUCCAGCAAUCCUGGCAGGGUUCAUCUCAUCUACAGCAUUCACUGCACUGUACUGUUGUACUAUACUCUGCUGUGCACAGGAGGAGUACAUUUAUCCUCUAACUAUACAUUAGUACAACAUGUACUGUUGUACUAUACUCUGCUGUGCACAGGAGAAGUACAUUUAUCCUCUAACUAUACAUUAGUACACCAUGUACUGUUGUACUAUACUCUGCUGUGCACAGGAGGAGUACAUUUAUCCUCUAACUAUACAUUAGUACACCAUGUACUUCUGUACUAUACUCUGCUGUGCACAGGAGGAUUAUAUAUCCUCUAACUAUACAUUAGUACACCAUGUACUGCUGAACUAUACUCUGAUGUGCACUGGAGGAGUAUAUUAAGUAUACACUAUUACACUGUACUGCUGUACUAUACUCUGGUAUGCACAGGAGGAGUACACUACAAUGCGGUACUAUGCUGUGGACAGGAGGAGUCAAUUUAGCCUCUAACUAUACACUAGCACACUGUACUGCUGUACUACACUCUGCUGUGCAUAGGAGGAGGAGUACGUAUAUCCUCAAACUAUACACUAUUUCACUGUUCUGCUGUGUACAGGAUGAGUUACUUAUACAUUUACUGCUGUCCGGUACCCUAUGAGUACGGAACAUCAAAAUAUAUAUUAGUGUACUUCUUUACAUUGCAUAGUACAAGUCCUAUAAUUUACAUCAGUGCAUUUUAAUAUAAUAUUUUUUCAUUGUGUUCAAUGUACAUUGUUGUAUUUAAGUUCAUAAAAUGCAAGGAGAUAUUGAAUAGAAGGAGGGGGCGAUAGGGUUUCCGUACACUUUGCUGUGACGUAUUUGGACUGCUG